Molecule: messenger RNA, 1194 nt
Organism: Musa acuminata subsp. malaccensis (wild Malaysian banana)
Lineage: Eukaryota; Viridiplantae; Streptophyta; Magnoliopsida; Zingiberales; Musaceae
Product: GCN5-related N-acetyltransferase 4, chloroplastic
Biological process (GO): N-terminal protein amino acid acetylation
Cellular component (GO): chloroplast
Molecular function (GO): N-acetyltransferase activity
Source: RefSeq, a predicted model, not a curated record
UGGAACCACAUAACAAUGGCAGUAAUAUAACGGUGUGGUGGUGGUUCGGUGGCCGAGGGACGGAGAGAUCGGAAGAAUGGCCUUAACAUCUCUGGGCCUGUCUCACUCCUCUCCGUCCCCUUCUCUUCCCUCCUCCGCCCCUUCCUCUCCUAUGAGCCACAAGACGCUUUCUCUGUUGCUUCCUAGGGUUUUGGUUUCUCCCUCCGGCAGCAGCAGCAGCCGCAGCGGUGGGGGUGAACAGCUCCUCCGUGGAUCUCCCCAUUUCGGAGCGUACACGACCGCAACAGGUACUUGCAGGGCUAGUCAAGCUGUUGAUUUGUUCCCAUCUGUGUGGCCCGAAGUUACUGUUCGAGAUGCACGGCUGGAGGACUGUUGGGAAGUGGCAGAUACUCACUGUAGUUGCUUCUUUCCAGAUUAUACAUUCCCAGUCGAUCUUGUUUUGAGGAUUGACCGGUUUGUAGGAUUGCUCUCUGGGUUCUCAGUUCCUCCAGGUUGCAUGAGGACAUGUCUCGUUGCUGUCACCGAUAGUCCAUUCAAUGAUAAAUUAUAUAUUGGAUGUGAGGAUUUUAAACUCGGAGGUUUUGAAGGAAAAUUCAGCAUCAACAGAGGAUCUGUAGCUGGAAUUCUUACUGUUGACACAGUAGCUGAUUUCCUUCCUAGGAAAGGUCUGCUUCGACAAAGAAGAACUGGGAUUGCAUAUAUCUCAAAUGUUGCAGUUCGGGAGGCAGACAGACGAAAGGGGAUUGCCAAGAUGCUUGUCGCCAAGGCAGAGGCCCGAGCCCGGAGUUGGGGAUGCCGAUCAAUGGCAUUGCACUGUGAUGUAAACAACUUAGCUGCCAUGAGAUUAUACAAAUGCCAGGGCUUCAAAUGCAUCAAAGUGCCAGAGAAUGCAAAAUGGCCAGAACCCAAGACCUCGCCAGGCAUCCAAUUCAACUUCAUGAUGAAACUCCUGGUCCCUGAUGCAACUCCUUGAUCAAAGUUUGUGAUGGGUCAUACACCUGUUCAGAUUCUCCAAGGUUAUUGGUGGGUGGUGUAUAUUUGUGCGUGUAGAACAACAAAACAACAUUCAAAACUGCUGUGGACAUUGUAUUUUCCUGGUGUCAACUGUAAAGCUACUGGGAGACUUGAGGUAAUCAUUGUACCAUUAAGGAUAAUGCUAAUAUGAAAUGUUCUAUGAUUACUAUAUUAUUCUUA